AUGUGGGAUGGUCAACGUGCACUUCGUUAUGUACGUUACAAUGCUGCGCAAUUUAAAAUCAAUCCUGACCAUGUAGGUCUCUUUGGUUUUUCGGCUGGUGGUCACCUAGCAUCAACGGUUGCUCUCCAUUCUAAUCAAAAUUUUAAUCUAACAAAUCAAGAUGAUUUGGAUUCAACGAAUGCACGACCAAAUUUUCUUGGUCUCGGCUAUCCAGUUAUCUCCAUGGAUCCACAACAAUAUGCUUCAAACGCAUCAAGGAAACAUCUCUUAUUCGGAUAUACUGGAGAUGAACUAACAAGUCUAGAGAAUUAUCUCUCUGGACAGAAGCAUGUCACUAAAAAUACUCCACCUACUUUCAUAUUCGAGAGUGUCGAUGAUAAACAAAUCAGUUCACAAAAUAGUGUAUUAUUUAUUAAGGCUCUCGAAGAUGCUGGCAUUUCGUAUGAAGCUCAUAUGUUCGAACAAGGCAAGCAUGGUGCUGGACUCGCCGAGGAUGAACAAGCUGAAAGUCUUUGGCCAACGUUAUUUCACAAUUGGCUAAUCGAAAGAAAACUUAUUUCAUAA
Adineta steineri is the source of this 564-nucleotide messenger RNA. The record is from the annotation of a GenBank genome assembly. Lineage: Eukaryota; Metazoa; Rotifera; Eurotatoria; Adinetida; Adinetidae.